This is a messenger RNA of Polyodon spathula (Mississippi paddlefish), 1644 nucleotides long. RefSeq names its product platelet glycoprotein Ib alpha chain. The transcript is spliced from 5 exons. Lineage: Eukaryota; Metazoa; Chordata; Actinopteri; Acipenseriformes; Polyodontidae. Gene Ontology annotation, molecular function: protein binding. The record is from RefSeq and is a predicted model, not a curated record. Bases 169 to 1644 code for a protein of 491 amino acids.
AAUCUAAUAAGCUGGUGCCUUAACACACACACACACACACACACAGGGACGGAGCAGAAAGACAGACAGUCACCCACUUAGCUCGGAUCUCAACACAGUACACAGCUGGGAGACAGACAGAGAGAGGGAGAUAGUCAGAGAGAGAGAGAGAGAGAGAGAUCACCAGCGAUGCACCCUCUCCCAUUCCUUUAUGUCCUUCUCAUGUCUGGCGCUGGACGUUUGCACGCUGAAGGCAGCCUGUGCCAGAGUGACCACGACGAGGACAGCAAGCCCAGGAUUAACUGCAGCGGCGCUGGGCUGACCUCAGUCCCAGGGACCCUCCAUACCCAUACGGAAGUUCUCCUCCUCCAAUCCAACAGCUUCACCUCAGUCACCUGGGGCUCCUUCAUAGUCUUUCCCUUGCUCUCCAAACUAGACCUCUCCCAUAACCAGGUCAGCAUCCUGGAGAGAGGCAGCCCGGCUGGUCUGGGAGACGUGGACGGUAAAUCCUGGAGCUUGGGGCACCUCCACAACCUCUCCCUGGCCCACAACCUGCUGUCCGCCUUACCUGAAGGCAUCUUCCAGGCUUUGAGGAACCUCAAGGAGCUGUAUCUCCAAGGGAACCAGCUGCAGCGGCUUCCUGGAGGGGUCUUCUCAGAGUUGAGAGACCUGGAGGUUUUGGAUCUGUCUCACAACGGGCUCCGUGCCCUCCCUGGGACCCUGAUCCAUGAGCUCACCAAGUUGAAGACCUUCUACCUGCACGACAACUCCCUGGUCUCCAUCCCGGAUGGCUUCUUCUCGGAGGCAGAGAUCCCGUACGUGUACCUGUCCAGCAACCCCUGGGUCUGUGACUGCAAUUUGGAGUACUUCCGGGAGUGGAUUGAGCAGCAGAGCCACAAUGUGUACAUCAGGGAUAGAGGGGAGAUCCAGAACUACCCAGAGAGCGUGCUGUGCGUGGCUCCCAGCCCCCGCCAUGGCCAGGAGGUACUGGACCUGUCAAGGGAGGACCUCUGCCCAACAGGGACCGAUAUCGCCAUUGUAGUAACUGACCAAGAACCUGCCCCAGCUACCACGCCUGCCAAAACAACUGCCCCAGCGAUAGCUAGCACCCCAGCGCAGCCGCCCACUUCGACUGCAGUGUUUAUCAGGCACACUACCCCUCGCUCUCCCUCCCCAACUUCCCCUCCCUCUCCCUCCACAUCUCCCCCUCCCUCCACCUCCCCAUCUCCCGUGUCCAGAGGGGGAGGGAGAGGAGCUGAGGUGAGGGGGAAUCCAGAAAUCUGGUCCCCCCCUGGUCGUCACCACAAGCGUUCCGGCUCCCGGGCGACAGACGAGCCCGACUUCCUGUUCUGCCUCGGCUUCUUCCUCCUCUACCUGAUCUCCUCUCUCCUCCUCCUGGCCUCCCUCUGUUUUCUGCUCUGGGUCACCUGCCUCUAUAUCAGGGUCUACAGGUUGCUCACGACUCGACUCAGAAAGCCGCCCAACAUCCGCCUGGUUCGGUACAGCCUGCUGGUGAGGGAGGGAGCGCCAGAUCUGGCUUCGGGGUCACUCCUGGAAGAGGGGGAGCUGCAGGGAAUUCCUCCUCCUGUUCCAGCUGACGACGUGCUGGGGAGCCUGAAGAGUGCACUAGUGGCCCCUUUUCCCGGCCCCACCUCCCUCUCCUGA